AUGUUCGGGCAUGUCAUCCCCGGCGUCGCCUCCCUCAGGGCCUCGAUUCCGGCCCAGCGCGCGGUCGACUACUAUCUGGUCUGGCUGGUGUUCCUGCUCGUGCUGCGCUACUGGCGGACAGCCCCCGAGGGCUGUACUGCUAUCUGCGCCACCGUCGGGCCGGAGGGGGACACCGUCUUCGACGAGCUUAUAGCCGCGGUUCUCGUCAGCAGACCUGCGCGUCUGGUCUUCGCGUGCAACACCGUCUUGGCUGCUGAGCAGGUCCGCAGGUUCCUGGCCGACUUCCGCGUGUCGUUCGAAGCCGGCAAGACUCGCUACCAGCGCGCGUACAGUCUUCCCGGCUUCGCCUUCGACAAGCACACCGAGAUCAGCGUCGUCGAUGUCAACGUCUCGAACAAGCGCCAGCAGCUCGUCGCCGGCAUGCAGUACGUCUAG
Didymella exigua CBS 183.55 is the source of this 435-nucleotide messenger RNA. RefSeq lists its product as uncharacterized. Bases 1 to 435 code for a protein of 144 amino acids. NCBI's taxonomy places the organism in Eukaryota, Fungi, Ascomycota, Dothideomycetes, Pleosporales, Didymellaceae. The transcript has 2 exons. The record is from RefSeq and is a predicted model, not a curated record.